AUGCCGCCGCUUGCGCCCACUGCGCGCGAGGUUGUUCUCCUAGCGGUCUUACUCGUUCUGCUGCUCGUCGUCACACCAAACCUCCCAACAAGUGCAGGAGAUGCUCUUACUUUCUCCAAAGCUUACUUGCAAUCUACGAAGAGCUCAGAGGCACUAACGCCGACACUUGAGUCUCAAUAUACCCUGCAGUCUCUAAAUCCUGCCCUCGUAUGGGGUCUUGGCCAAGUACCGGAGACGAAAGUAGUCGUCCAUGUGCCCGGGUGGUCAAUCUUUGACCGACUAUACCUCUUGAAUGGCACAGUCUACAUUGUGACGGACACACCUGAAACAAUACCCGACCGCAGUCGAAUAACUUCGACAGCGGUCUUCAUCAACAAUGGGCCGAUUGCUGAGGCAGAACGGAUCCCUACUGACAAAGAGAUGCGUAUUGUGAGCACUAAUCAGGCUCGGCUUCUUUUCGGCCCAAGUGCAGAACGAUUAGAUGGCGUGACGUGGCUGGCAAAUGACCCAAAACAAUUCAUCACCCACUACUACCACUGGGCCGCAGAGUUAUUCUUCGGCUUCUGGCGCACCUAUUCCUCUCUUGAUCCUAGUAUCCCACCGACAGGGGAAACGUCUCUGCCGGCACCUCGCCGGAUGAUCUUCGCCCACCUGGAUGCGAACAACUGGCGCGACUACGCCGAGAUGAACCAGUUCAUCCUGCGCAGCUCGUUCCCGUCGAUCUCGAUGGAGUUCAUGAACGACUGGAAGGAACGCGCAGACACGGGCCGCGUGUUCGUGUUCGACCGCGUCGUGUUUGCAGACCGUGCUGCAGCCAUGCACGGCGACAACUUCCUGCGUACGCAGCGCACGGCCUCGAAUCCGUUCGCGCUGCCUGGGAGCGUGAACUGGUGGAGCACGGUCCGUAACGCCGUCGUGGGAUUCGCAGGGCUCUCACAAAACGAGGGCGCCGCAUCGGUGAAGGGCGUCGCGAGCAACCCGGUUAUCACAUAUGUCUCGCGGCAGGACUGGGGUCGCCGCAUGUUGAUCCCUGAACAUCACGAUCGGCUCGUGCGCGAGCUGCAUGGCUUGCGCGACAAAUACGGCUACGAGAUCAAUAUUGUGAGCAUGGACAAGCUGUCGCGCAUCGAGCAGUUCCAGCUUUCUGGGCGGACCACGAUCAUGAUGGGCGUGCACGGGAACGGUUUGACGUCCCUUGUCUGGAUGCGGCCGACGCCGCGCUCGACAGUCAUGGAAUUUUUCUACCCCGAAGGCUUUGCACACGACUACGAAUACACCACACGGGCGCUCGGCAUGGUGCACUACGGGUUCUGGAAUGAUAGGGCUUUUACGCGUCCUGACGUGCCCCCGGUCAAUUACCCUGAGGGCUUCCAGGGUAACGAGAUUCCCAUCGACGGUGCUGCCGUUGCGCGGUUGUGCCACGAACGACUAACGCUGUCGGAGGAAGCGGACGAUUAGAGCUUGGUUGGACCGGGACAUGUUGCUGCCAUGACUCUCUAGUUGUCGGCUAGACAAGUAUUACGAUGAUGUAACUUAUCUCCUUACUUCGGUAAGUAUCGACACAUUUGAUUUUUAGAAA
Messenger RNA from Postia placenta MAD-698-R-SB12, 1579 nucleotides. RefSeq lists its product as hypothetical. Bases 1 to 1458 code for a protein of 485 amino acids. The record is from RefSeq and is a predicted model, not a curated record. The transcript is spliced from 6 exons. Gene Ontology annotation, biological process: protein O-linked glycosylation via mannose. Gene Ontology annotation, cellular component: endoplasmic reticulum. NCBI's taxonomy places the organism in Eukaryota, Fungi, Basidiomycota, Agaricomycetes, Polyporales, Adustoporiaceae. Gene Ontology annotation, molecular function: protein O-acetylglucosaminyltransferase activity.